Messenger RNA from Acanthoscelides obtectus, 235 nucleotides. Lineage: Eukaryota; Metazoa; Arthropoda; Insecta; Coleoptera; Chrysomelidae. The record is from the annotation of a GenBank genome assembly.
GUUUGGUGUGGACUUGAAUCACAUGGUACCGACAAAUGUUUUCAAACCUUUGUAGGCGUUUGUCAGCGUUCCAUCCAACUUCGGUAACAUCAAACGAUUUGUACUUGUUUGUGGAUUUUUUGCGAUUUUAGUGUGGACGGACGAAACAAAUACAUGAUUUGGAUCAUUGUUUGACUGGGUUAUACACAGGUGAAGACAAAGUGCCAACGACUGCAUGUUACAAGUUUGUAACGAC